AUAAUUAAAUUAUCGGAAUUUAAGGAUUAUUCUGUUCUGUUGGCUGCCUGCGCGAACUCGUACUUUUCGCCCUGGCUCCUGUUACGCCCCCUUCCCAAAAUUUUCUUUUGGAAACCGCAACUCUCGAGUAAAUUUGCUCUUGAGGCUUAUUCUUGCCAAGUGUCUUUCCAGCUGGAAAACUAGGGCAAAGCAAGAUUGUGGAGGCUGUUGACGCAAUUACGCAUACUAUUAGCAUUUGAAAAAGCUGUACAUACGGGCACAAUGGCUCUAUUAUCAAACCGCAUCUCGACUGGCUGCAGAGUGGCGGAUCAGUUCAAGCUGGCACUCAAUAAAACGGCAGCCAGUAAAUUUCGUACGAGUGCUGCAAUUAUGGAGAAGUACCGUAUUGAAGCGGACACCUUUGGAGAACUGAAAGUUCCGGUGGAGAAAUACUAUGGAGCUCAGACAGUUCGUUCAGUGAUGAACUUUCCCAUUGGCGGCGAGACCGAGCGAAUGCCUGUGCCCGUUGUGACCGCCAUGGGCAUGCUGAAGAAAGCAGCAGCCCUGGUCAACAAGGAUUACGGUCUGGACCCCAAGGUGGCGGAUGCCAUCAGCCAGGCAGCAGAUGAAGUCAUCAGCGGCAAAUUGUACAAGGACCACUUUCCCCUUGUGAUUUGGCAGACCGGUUCUGGCACCCAGACCAACAUGAACACAAACGAAGUCAUCAGCAACAGGGCUAUCGAAAUCAUGGGAGGAAAACUUGGAAGCAAAACUCCCGUCCACCCCAACGACCACGUGAACAAGAGCCAGAGCUCCAAUGAUACUUUCCCUACUGCAAUGCACGUCGCUGUCGCUGUGGAGCUGCACAAGACCCUGGUUCCUGGCCUCAGAGCUCUUCACGAUUCCCUGGACGCGAAGGCCAAUGAGUUCAAAGAUAUUAUCAAGAUCGGCCGAACUCACACCCAAGAUGCAACUCCUCUGACUCUUGGUCAAGAGUUCAGCGGCUACGUGCAGCAAAUCAAAUUUGGAAUCGAGAGGGUGAACGCUUGCCUUCCCAGAUUGUACAUGCUGGCUGCAGGCGGAACCGCUGUUGGAACUGGCCUGAACACUAGAAUAGGCUUUGCUGAGAAGGUUGCUGAUAAACUGGCAGAACUGACUGGUCUUCCUUUUGUGACCGCCCCCAACAAAUUCGAAGCUCUUGCUUGCCACGAUGCCAUGGUUGAAGUUUCCGGCGCCCUCAACACUAUUGCCUGCAGUUUCAUGAAGAUCGCCAACGACAUCAGAUUCCUCGCGUCCGGCCCCCGUUGUGGGCUUGGAGAGCUGAGCCUGCCAGAAAACGAGCCUGGAAGCAGCAUUAUGCCUGGUAAGGUGAAUCCGACGCAAUGUGAAGCCAUGACAAUGGUUGCUGCUCAAGUUAUGGGGAAUCAUGUUGCCGUGACUGUCGGUGGCAGCAACGGCCACUUUGAGCUGAAUGUUUUCAAACCCAUGAUGGUCGCCAAUGUUCUUAGGUCAAUACGCCUGCUUGGUGAUGCUGCGAAUGCGUUCACUACAAACUGUGUCGUCGGCAUUGUGGCAAACCGCGAGCAAAUUAACAAGUUACUGCACGAAUCUCUGAUGCUGGUGACUGCAUUGAAUCCUCAUAUCGGCUAUGACAAGGCUGCUAAAAUCGCCAAAACCGCCCACAAGGAGGGACUGACAUUGAAAGAGUGUGCGUUGAAACUUGGCUACCUGACUGAAGAUCAGUUUAACCAAUGGGUUAAACCAGAGGACAUGCUUGGUCCCAAGUAAAUUUGUUAAAAUUUAUGGAAUAAAAUAAAUAAUUUACAUUAUAUUAA
Cloeon dipterum is the source of this 1814-nucleotide messenger RNA. Its product is annotated as fumarate hydratase, mitochondrial-like. The record is from RefSeq and is a predicted model, not a curated record. Gene Ontology annotation, molecular function: fumarate hydratase activity. NCBI's taxonomy places the organism in Eukaryota, Metazoa, Arthropoda, Insecta, Ephemeroptera, Baetidae. Gene Ontology annotation, cellular component: mitochondrion; tricarboxylic acid cycle heteromeric enzyme complex. The transcript has 9 exons. Gene Ontology annotation, biological process: malate metabolic process; tricarboxylic acid cycle; fumarate metabolic process. The coding region runs from base 262 to 1767 and encodes 501 amino acids.